This is a messenger RNA of Neltuma alba, 615 nucleotides long. RefSeq lists its product as uncharacterized. Lineage: Eukaryota; Viridiplantae; Streptophyta; Magnoliopsida; Fabales; Fabaceae. The transcript has 2 exons. The record is from RefSeq and is a predicted model, not a curated record. Bases 1 to 615 code for a protein of 204 amino acids.
AUGAAAGAGAGAAGAAGCAAAGGCGUUGAGGCUGCGGCUUACCAUCACGAUAAUGACUUGAUGGAUUAUCAGUAUUAUUCUACCUCUGAUCUUCCCUGUAAGAAGCAUCCCUCUUCUUCUUCGGGGGGUAUCUGCGCGUAUUGUCUCAAAGAUCGUUUGGUGAAGCUUGUGUGCUCUGAUUGUGGGGAACAAAGACUUUCCUCUUGCUCUUGCUCUGAGAUCUCUCCCAAUCGAAAUUCUUGUACUGUUGAGGUCGGAAGCGUCGGAAGAGUUUCCUUCCUGAUCGAGAACGAGAAGAACGAGACCUUGAUUCCGCAUUCUAAACCUAAAUUGCAGGAUAAAGCGGAUGAGUUCGUGAUUCUCAGGAGGAGCAGCAGUAACAGCGUCGACCUCAAGCGGAGUGGAAAGUUCUGGAGAAUCGGCAAAUUGUUUAGGAAGAAGAAAGAAAAGGACUGUGGAAGAAGCGUUAAUGGCGGAUUCGAUGAGAAGAGCGACACGUGGGCGGGCGAUCACGGAGGCGUCUCGAGGAGCCCGGAGCUCCAUUUCUGCGGCGAGAAGCUCCGGCGUGAACGGCGGUCUGCUUCUGGAAUCUGGAAGAAGAAGCGGCUACAGUGA